AUUCAAAACCACAACUUUAGUAUAAUGAUAGCAUUAUAUGAUAAAAUAAAAAUUUAAAAAUGAUGAAAAUAAUGAUAACAAAAUCAUUUUGCUGGGAUAUGUAGUUUGGCUAAAUGGAAAAGUCACUGCCUUAGGCGAUUAUUAGGCAUUUAGAAAUGAAAAUCAAUCAGUUAGGCAUUGAACUAAAAUAUGAAAACUAUAAAAUAGUUAAAUGAUGAAAUUAGUAAGGAUAACACAGAAAAUAAUAUUUUAGAGAAACGCUACAUUGAAGUGUUAAAUCUAAAAGUUCUGGGGCUGGUUUUGUGACACAGCAGAUUCAGCUGCCACUCACGACACCAGCAUUCCACGUGAGCAACCGUUGAAGUCCCAGCUGCUCCACUUCGGAUCCAGCUCUCUGCUAAUGCAUCUGAGAAAGCAUCAGAAGAUGGCCCAAGUACUUGGGCCCCUGCCACCCAUACAGCAGACCAGGAUAAAAUGCUGAGCUCCUGGCUUCAAUCUAGCCUAGCCCCGGCCACUGUGGACAUUUGGGGAAUGAACCGGUGGAUGAAAGACCUCUCUGUCUCUUUCUAUAAUGCCGCCUUUCAAAUAAAUAAAAUAAAUCUUAAAGAAAAUCUAGGAGUUCUUUGAAUAAUAAAAAGAUGAAACUGGGAAAAAGCAUGUAUAGACAGAAGCAACAGUUAGACUGAGGAAUGACAACUGAUACAGAAAAAAUUAAAACAAUUAUAAGUGUUCUUUGUUCAUCUCUGUAAGAAAAUUUUCAAAAAGCUGGAUAAAUGUAGGAAAAUAAAAAUAGCUGAAAUUGACUCCACAGGAGAUGAGGGGGGAAAAAUCUAAAUAGGGCAAAUAAUUGCAAUAGGAGAAAUUAAUCAAUUAAAAGAUUUUUAUUUUUAGUUCCAGUGUAGUAUAAACUUUCCAGAUCACAUGGAAAAGAGAGUCAGGUUGUCUUUUUUUUUUUUUUUUUUUUUUUUAAGGAUGGCAUGUUCUUUUACUUACUUUUUUUUAAAGAUUUAUUUAUUUGAAAGUCGGAGUUAACAGAGAGGAAACGCAGAGGCAGAUAGAGAGAGAGAGAGAGAGGUCUUGCUCACUCCCCAACUGGCCACAAAGUCCGGAGCUGCACUGAUCCAAAGUCAGGAGCCAGGAGCUUCUUCGGGGUGCCCCACGCAGGUGCAGGGGCCCAAGGACUCAGGUCAUCUUCCACUGCUUUCCCAGGCCAUAGCAGAGAACUGGAUAGGAAGAGAAGCAGCCAGGACCAGCACUGCAGGCGGUGGCUUUUCCAGCUAUGCCACAGCGCUGGUCCCAGGUUGUCUUUUUUAAUCUGUAUGUCACUGAUAUAUCUGAUACUACACGUAAAAAAAAAAAUCCUACAGACACAUGAUAUGCCCAAAAAAAUCCUCAUCUCAGAAGUUGAAACAGUAUUUAACAAAAUUCAAUAUCAAAUAAUGGUUAAAAAAAAAUCCUUAGAAAAAGUAGAAACCUUUGGAUACUUAGGACAAAUGAAGCUUUCUUGCUGUCAACUAUUAUUGGUAUUAUUAAAUGUUGGUCUGUAUGUAAAUGUGGGUCAGCAGGAUUAAAUACAAAGAAAAAAAAAAACGCUGUAUAAAUAUUAGGAAUAGGGCCCCCCUUAUCCAUGCAUACUGUUAUAUCCGUGGCCCCAGUGAGACAAGAAAAUCGGCUGAAUUAAUUAUAGAGAAAUUCGGUAAGGAGCCUGUUUACUGCCUGGAGACUCAGCAACCAGUAGGUGAGCGAGGCUGCUCGGGGCUGGCGCGAGCCGCAGCGUGUGCACUGAGAACCAGAAGGAGGGGCCGUGGCACGCGCGCUGUUCGCUAACGGAAUGGCCACAGGCGCAUGCGUGGAUUGCCCACGCACACGCGCUGGACACUCCCAGAAGCACCCGCUUCUUCCUCUUCAACCGUCAGCGGCGUUCUCGAGCUCCCGCUUCUCUCCAGAGCUCGCUGUCUCCGCUCAGCCUGUUUUAACUGCUUUUCAGCCGCUCACGAGCUGCCGAGGGCCAAAACUACUGCUUGGCUCAGCCAUGGCCUCAUACAACGCUUUGUACAACCCUGCGGAGAACUCGGGCGUUCCUACAGAGAUGGUGGAAUUACACCAGGCCGGGUCAGAGACUGUGCCUAUGGCUACUGUGCCAGUGCCGGCGCUCGAUAUGUAUGAAGAUGUCAGCGGCAGCUGGGUUCACGGUGGCCACUACCACCCACCCCUGAUCGCUCUGCAGCCGCUUGUCACCAACAACUUCUUCCAUGGGGACCAUGACCAGGAGUUGAUCAUGGUGCAGACCCGAGAGGAAGUGGUGGGCUGUUACGACUCGGACAGCCUGCAGGCCACCAGUGACUACGGAGACCAGAGGGUCGUCCCGGCGCAGGAGAGCGCCGAGGACAUUCAGCAGAGCCUGACCUGUGAGCCAUCGUUGGCCUGCAACUACUACAGGAAGCCAAGCAGAAAGCAUGGCAGCUUCCGAACUCGCAGUAGCAGUGAGGCCGCGGCCGGGAGCAGCAAGAAGUGGGAGCAGAAGCAGGUGCCAAUCAAAACACUGGAGGGUGAGUUCUCUGUCACCAUGUGGUCCUCUAGCAAUAAAAGGGAGUGUAAUACGGUGGGUGGCAGCCAGAGUGACGGUUCAAGUUCUGAUUAUUCUGAGUACUUCACAGGGAAGAAACUUCCUCCUGGAGGAAUACCUGGCAUUGACCUCUCAGACCCCAAACAACUUGCCGAAUUUGCUAAAAUGAAGCCGAGAAAACCCCAGGACAGUAGUUCGAGGACGGUAGCUUGCCCUCAUAAAGACUGUGAAAAGAUGUUCAGGGAUAACUGCGCCAUGAGAAAACAUCUGCACACCCACGGUCCCAGGGUCCACGUGUGCACAGAAUGCGGCAAAGCUUUUAUUGAGAACUCGAAGCUAAAACGACAUCAGCUGGUUCACACUGGAGAGAAGCCCUUUCAGUGCACGUUCGAAGGCUGCGGAAAACGCUUUUCCCUGGAUUUCAAUUUGCGCACCCAUGUGCGAAUCCACACCGGAGAUAAGCCGUUUGUUUGCCCUUAUGAUGCCUGUAGUAAGAGGUUCGCUCAGUCAACUAACCUGAAGUCACACAUCUUAACGCAUGAGAAGAACAAAGCCAGCCAGUGAAAAGGAGCAAGAAGAUCAUUCUCAAACUUGGGAAGUGUUUCCAGUGGUUGUGGUUAGGAACUAAUAGUAUUGUUGUAUUGUUUGUAAGAAAG
Lepus europaeus (European hare) is the source of this 3222-nucleotide messenger RNA. It is a transcript of the gene YY2, whose product is annotated as YY2 transcription factor. The coding region runs from base 1832 to 3130 and encodes 432 amino acids. Gene Ontology annotation, cellular component: transcription regulator complex; PcG protein complex. NCBI's taxonomy places the organism in Eukaryota, Metazoa, Chordata, Mammalia, Lagomorpha, Leporidae. The record is from RefSeq and is a predicted model, not a curated record. Gene Ontology annotation, molecular function: DNA-binding transcription factor activity, RNA polymerase II-specific; RNA polymerase II cis-regulatory region sequence-specific DNA binding. Gene Ontology annotation, biological process: regulation of transcription by RNA polymerase II. The transcript has a single exon.